CCAACGUCAAAUUCUUCCCUUUCUCGCGCGAUGUUCGUCCUUGCCGUCAACUGGAAAACCCUAUCGGCGCCGCCGACGGGAAACCCAAACGCGUUGUCUAGAAACAUCCCCAACUCUCGUUGUUGCCUUCUCACGCAGUUUCCGAUCUGGUUGCCAAGUCCUUUACCGUCGUAGGCAAUAUCAUCGGAAAUCAGCCCCUGCUUAGCGCGCUGAAUCGACAUCGGGAAUAUCAUCGCCUCGCCGCCAUCUCUAGAUCUCGAACACCUGCACCUUCGGCUACCGCUAGAUCUUGAACAACCAAAACCUAGAUCUCGACACUACCAGGACUGGUACAAAAUUUCCACUCAGUCCUCUUCAUGAACAACUCGAAAGGUUCCCUGGUAAUGGUGGGAAAGCUGCUGGGUGACUUGGAAUGGGACAAUGAAACUUCCUUCCUUUACACUCUUUUCAUAAACCAGGAGUACCGGAAUCCUUAUACCUAAUUGGCUUGAUGGGGCUAGCUAUCUGGGCCAGAAGUACAUGAAUGGGUUCCUGUGUAAUCUCUGUGAAAAAGUUGAUUUCAUCUGGUAUUAUGAGGAUGUUGCUAGCAAAAGACCUGUUUACUAGGCUUUCUACACGGGAUUUGUUGCUUAUGUGAUGACAUUCGAAGCGGGGAAAGAGCUGAAGGACCCUAAUUGGCAAGCCCAUCUCUACUUCAUAGAGAAUUCAACACUUUUUCAUUUUGCUUCCCCAUCUUCUGAUGGCCUGCUCAUUGGACGAGGAGCAAUGCAUGCGGUGGCUCGUUCUAAUCGUGUUGACUAUGUACGUUUUCUCUAAUAACUUUAUUUUGUGGUUGUUGCUUGAAAUAGGAUGAAAUCCAAUGACUCAAUGAUUUAAACUGUCUUGCAUUCACCCAUAUUUUCCCCAAACAAAUUGUAUACUUAAUAAUUUUUGUAGCAAAGAUAUAGUAUAAAAUGUUACUCAAAAGGCACCAAAAGUCCACCUUGUAUGCUUUUUCGUUUCAUUCAAAAUAAGUGCUCCAAUGUAGUAAACUUCUUAGAGUACACUCCACAAAAAAGUGUGUCAAAUAAAAGAACACCGCUUCCUCACUCUAUCUUGACUAUCCUUGGCCUUUUUUGGGAUUUUGUGCGUGAAAACUAGUCUAUUACACACUGCUUCAAUAGAUCAUUCAUGUUAAUAACAAAUGAAACUUAGGAAAAGUAACAUUAAAGAAUGAAACAUCCUUUAGGAAAAGUAACAUUAAAGAAUAAAGCUUACGUUAAGAAAUACUAAAUGAAAUUGAUUAUCUGCUCCAUUAUCUCGAUCUUUUUAGAUUAUUUUUUUCAUUAUUUGGCAAAACUCUUCUUAUUCAUUUCACAUAUCAUCCUUAUUCCGCUCAUCGACAAUAUCACAGUAUGUUGCUAAAAUGCUAGGGUCGGUGAUCAUUGUCAAGAUAUCGGAUGUCCUCUGCCUCUCUACGAUGGAGUACCUAGUGGUUUUUUCAAAUUCGUCUAGAAUAUUCCUCAUCGGCAACAAUACUUUUCAACUUAAUUGGAAAUACUUUUGAGUCUAAACCUUUCUGGAAAAUAUAAUUCUUGAAAACCAUAAGGUGGAGUCGAAUACGUAUUUUAUUUUCCAUACAGUUAAACACUAUAUAAAAGUAUUGAAUCAUGUCCUAUUGCAUAAGUGCUAUUUUGCUUAUAAGCUCAUUGACCUCAUUAUCCAUAAAAUUGUUGAAGCAUGUCUUAUUUUGUCUACAACUUGAAAGUUCAUCUUUCACAUGUAAAACAUAGUAACAAUAUUAUGUCUUGGUUUUGGGAACUUGUGAUUGAAUUUGAACAUAUACAUGUAAACCUUGUGAGGAGUUGUGUCUGGCCACUCACACUUCAAUUGAGUGCCUCCCAGAAUUACUUUUGUGUUAUACUAUGUACAACUGAGAUAACAAGAUAUAGAGUUCUCAAUAGGUGCAAAGUCUCAUAUGGUCAAUUGCACCAUUGGUAGUACAAAGAGCUUUAUAUAUUGGUGUUAUCUCGGUUAUAUAAUGUUUGAUAAGAAGGUGAUUCCAGAAGGUACUAGGUCAAGUGUAGUGGGUGCCCAUACACAAUUCCCCACAAAGUUAUAAGUACGCGACAUGGAUUCAAUUUCCAUCACAAGCUUCUAGUAGUAUUGUUACUAUGUUUUGCAGGUACUAGGUGUAUUUUUGAGAUGUUGACAAAACUGGACACGCUUCAAUAAUUUUAUGGGAAAGGGGCCAAUAGCUUAUACACAACACAUCACCUAUGUUAAAUGAGGACAUGAUUUAGAAGGGUCUCUGCUCAAAAGUAUUUCCCAUUGACUUUGAAAGAAUUGUUGGCCGAUGAUGAAUACUCAAUGUGAAUUUGAAAUGGCCCCUAGGUUCUUUAUCUUGAAGGGGGCAAAGGACAUUCGGUAUCUUGACAAUGAUCCCUGACCCUAUCAUUUUAAAAGCAUAGAAUGAUACUCCAUCCGUUCAAUAAUUUUUUUUCCCAUUUUGACUUGAUACAGAGAUUAAAAAAGUGUAAAGACUUUCCAUGUUUAUCCUUGAUGUGAUGAAAUAAGGUGAAUAAUGUAGAUAAAGGUAAGGGUAUAAU
Molecule: messenger RNA, 2588 nt
Organism: Cuscuta campestris
Lineage: Eukaryota; Viridiplantae; Streptophyta; Magnoliopsida; Solanales; Convolvulaceae
Source: the annotation of a GenBank genome assembly